UGUCCACACUAGCCCAGAGACCGCUAUCUGUCUAUAUCCAAAUACUGAUGAUUCCAAAUAUUUGUCAGACAUUCAAAGGACUACAUGUUAUGUGAAGCAGACUGGAAGUAGAGAUCAACCCAAAAAAACAAAAAGAAGGGUUAAGCCCAUCAUCUCUUUCUGCAUUGAGGAUUCAAACGCGUUUUGGCCCUAGGGCCACACAUAGGCUUCUGGAUGAAUGAGUGGGUAGGCCCUGAUGUCAAUGUUGUGGAACCUCUGCAGAUGCCAAAUGAUGGCUUCUCCCUCCCAGAGGGAUCGCACUUCUUUGAUAUUCUGGCAGAGCAAAGCAGCCCUCUGCUUCAGGACCAGGAGGUCUUGCCUUUCGGCAGCUAUCCAGGCAUGCAGUACUCCACAAUGGAGCAACCCAUGUCCUCGCCAUCAUUCUACUCCAAUCAGCACUACUAUCCCCAGUACAGUACAGAGGAGUGGUGCUCACCGUCCCCCAUGCUGGAAUUGAGGAAAGGCCCAGUGGAGGGGAGCUUUGACACAGAGAUCGAGGAGCAAACCCCUAUUGUUCCCAAUUUGUAUAAAAGACCCAGACAUGCUGUCCAUUCAGGAAGGCUCAAAGGAGAGGAACUGUGUGUAGUGUGUGGGGACAAAGCCUCAGGAUACCACUAUAAUGCUCUCACGUGUGAAGGAUGUAAAGGGUUUUUCAGAAGAAGUAUAACGAAGAAUGCAGUAUAUAAGUGUAAAAGUGGAGGAAACUGUGAGAUGGACAUGUACAUGCGCAGAAAAUGCCAAGAGUGCAGACUCCGUAAAUGCAAGGAGAUGGGAAUGCUUGCAGAAUGUUUGCUAACAGAGAUCCAGUGUAAGUCCAAGCGACUCAGGAAAAACCCCAAGGCCUCAUCAGAAGACUGUGCAGGAGAUGAUACAGAUUUGGGGGACGGUGGAGAUGCUAAGCAGGUCACAUCCACAACAAAAACCUUAAAAGAAAAAGUGGAACUAAAUCAAGACCAGCAGGCUUUACUAAGUUAUAUUCUUGAUGCCUACAACAAACAUCGUAUUCCUCCUGAUAUGGCCAAGAAACUGCUCCAAGAACAGUUUAGCACAGAGGAGAACUUCCUUCUAUUGACCGAGAUGGCAACCAGCCAUGUUCAGGUCCUGGUCGAGUUUACAAAAAACAUCCCAGGUUUCCAGUCUCUGGACCAUGAGGAUCAGAUCGCUUUACUAAAAGGGUCAGCAGUUGAGGCCAUGUUCCUGCGUUCAGCCCAGGCCUUCACCAGAAAGAUGCCUCAUGGACACACAGAGGUGCUGGAAGAGCGAAUAAGAAAAAGUGGAAUAUCGGAGGAGUUUAUUGUCCCCAUGUUCAACUUUUAUAAAAGUAUUGGGGAGCUGCAGAUGAUGCAAGAGGAACAUGCUCUUCUCACAGCCAUUACUAUUCUCUCCCCAGAUCGGCCAUAUAUCAGGGACCAGCAGGCUGUGGAGCUGCUCCAGGAAGCCAUGCUGGAGGUGCUGAGGAAGGUCUGCAAGCUGAAGCACCCACAGGAGCCACAGCAUUUCGCCCGGCUGCUGGGCCGACUGACCGAGCUGCGCACUCUGCACCACCACCAUGCUGAAAUGCUGGAGUCAUGGCGCAUGAGUGACCACAAGUUUAAUCCACUGCUUUGUGAAAUCUGGGAUGUACAGUGACUCUGCAAAGAGAGAGGGAAGGAAGCAAAGACAUUCUAAAAAACUUUAUGCUGCAUAGGGAUUUAUUUCCUGGGAGAAACCGGGUGUGUUCCUCUGUAGUACAAAUAUUGAAUGUAUUAAAUAUUGUAUGGUCAUCUGACACUUACAAUAAAAUUAUGCAUGCUGUAAUUGAAAAAUAAAUAUGAUUGUUCAUA
This is a messenger RNA of Silurus meridionalis, 1862 nucleotides long. It is a transcript of the gene nr1h4, whose product is annotated as nuclear receptor subfamily 1, group H, member 4. NCBI's taxonomy places the organism in Eukaryota, Metazoa, Chordata, Actinopteri, Siluriformes, Siluridae. The transcript has 10 exons. The record is from RefSeq and is a predicted model, not a curated record. The coding region runs from base 214 to 1668 and encodes 484 amino acids. Gene Ontology annotation, molecular function: nuclear receptor activity; bile acid binding; RNA polymerase II cis-regulatory region sequence-specific DNA binding. Gene Ontology annotation, biological process: cell differentiation; negative regulation of inflammatory response; negative regulation of transcription by RNA polymerase II.